GGGUGGAGAGGUUACCAGACGGAGAGAUUAUCGGAGGGGCUAUCUACCCGCACUGCGCGCGCAUGCAACUAUAGUCAUAGAGCGGCCUGACUGGGUAAUGGAUUCCUCUUCUUCUUUUCUCCCCAGAUUCGAUAUUCUCGUCGAUGGCUACAAUAGUUUAGAUAGGAAUUCAGUUCCACCUCUUGCCACAACUGGCCAAUCCAUGGCUUCAUCGCCACAAUCUUUGUCUGAGGAGAACCCCAUCACAGCCCAAAAUCCGACCCAACAUCAGCGUGAAAAACGCCACCAUUGCACGAUGCCAGUGGAUCAGGAAACCAGAAGCCAGUGCAUGCGGUUGCAUCCUGGGCUGCUCCGCCUGGCUGGCCUUCUUUCACUUCCUCUUCGGGUGCUGCCGGUGACGCUCUGCUGAUACCUGUCUGACAGGACCACUCUGACUCUUCCUCUCCCUUUCCUCCCGUUUUCGAACUUUGACUCUGUCUGUAGAGAACCCUACCGAAAAAAAGAAAGCAAGAAGGGAAAAGCAAAAUGGUUGUCGUUCUGGAGAAGAUGAACAUGGCCAUCGCUGCCAGCAUCGGUCUGGUGGCUGAGACCAU
Aspergillus glaucus CBS 516.65 is the source of this 593-nucleotide messenger RNA. RefSeq lists its product as uncharacterized. The coding region runs from base 98 to 409 and encodes 103 amino acids. The record is from RefSeq and is a predicted model, not a curated record. NCBI's taxonomy places the organism in Eukaryota, Fungi, Ascomycota, Eurotiomycetes, Eurotiales, Aspergillaceae. The transcript has 3 exons.